Aethina tumida (small hive beetle) is the source of this 1419-nucleotide messenger RNA. RefSeq lists its product as uncharacterized. The transcript is spliced from 2 exons. The record is from RefSeq and is a predicted model, not a curated record. The coding region runs from base 93 to 1388 and encodes 431 amino acids. NCBI's taxonomy places the organism in Eukaryota, Metazoa, Arthropoda, Insecta, Coleoptera, Nitidulidae.
UUUAUUGAUAGUCAGGUAACUUGGUAACUUGACAUCACUUUUUAUCAAAUGAAGUGGAUAUUUGUGCAGUUUUUUGAACAUCAAGAUUUGAAAUGAUGGACAAAUAUUUAAUACUCCUGAUGACACUUCAUUUGUCAUUAGCCAUGAACUGUGAUGUCCCCUACACCGACCCCGAUGAUCUAGCAUUGAAAUUUUCAGAAGACAUAGCCCACUAUCAGUUUGACGAAGCUGAAGAGGACAUGAAUUUAUUAGAUCAAGAAGUUAGACACAGUUCAAUCGAAAAGUUGUUGGACAACGAUCAAAGUAAUUUUCAUACGAUACUAAGCUUCGCUAAUUAUAUCCAAGACUUGUCUCAGAGUGUGGACAUGUUGGCCUUCCUAUACAGGAAGCAAGAUACAUCUGAAUCUUGUAUGUAUAAAGUAAAUAUGAGACAGAUCAUUCGUAGUUUACUAAAAAUAACUUCCCAAUCCGAGGUACCUCAGGAAGUUAAAGACAAAGCGACUGGUUUACUAGAUGAAUGCAAAAAGUCUUUGUUGGAGGAAGAGACGAAGAGCGUCUUAGAAGCUGUCAAAAACAAAAGAUUUGAUAAAAAACUUAGUGAAAUCAUUAGUGAUGUAUGGGCUUUCGACAAAAGUGAAUUUAGCAGCUUAGUACAAGCAUUUUCAAGUAGUUUAACCACUGACUUUGAGUACUUCAUACACGAGUUCCUGGACAUGUUAGCCACGUUUGAUCAGAAGAUUGCAGCCUUGAAGGUGAUCUGUGACGAUUUGAAAGCAAAGGAAAAACCAUCCUCUCUUGUAAUUUACCUCAUUAAACGAGUGGAUGAGAUGUCAAAGGAUGCUUCGCUUAAAGAAGACUUCAUAAAUGAUCUUGUACACAUAAAUAACACGUUUCCAGACUCCCUCAAAACCGCCCUGUUUGCACCGAGAGUUUGCAUCGACAGUGUGUAUUAUAAAGAGUAUUUGUAUCCAAUGAGAAGGCAGUUAUUGAAAGACACCAGACAUGUUUUCACUUGGGGGCCAGCAUCUCCACUAGGUAUACCACCCAACACCCAAAACUUCUGGGAAAUAUCCCUCAACGACGACGAAGAAAAUACUUUCAGCAUUAAAUCGUUUGAGUACCAAGAAUAUAUGCGUGUGAGUAACGAUGUUGUGCAGUCCAGAAGGGACGUGUACACCUCCUCCGUUAUAGACGACAAGGAUACAAUCAGAUGGUACUUAGUACCGAUACCCGACAACGAUAACGUUUUCAUUAGGCACUUCAAUGGUGAAUACUUUUAUCCUGGAGACAACAGACUUAAACGCGACAAGAACAGGCGACACGUCUUUACGUGGGAGAACAAGGGGUACCAUCCUUUAGAAGGCGUCUGGAAGAUUCUCCCAUGCUAAGCUUGAUGUUCAAUAAAUUGUCUAGGGGUGA